Messenger RNA from Papilio machaon (common yellow swallowtail), 1417 nucleotides. RefSeq names its product nuclear speckle splicing regulatory protein 1. The record is from RefSeq and is a predicted model, not a curated record. Gene Ontology annotation, biological process: regulation of alternative mRNA splicing, via spliceosome. The transcript has 5 exons. The coding region runs from base 228 to 1340 and encodes 370 amino acids. NCBI's taxonomy places the organism in Eukaryota, Metazoa, Arthropoda, Insecta, Lepidoptera, Papilionidae.
CUAUUACUCCAAAGGAGACUAUUUGCUCUUUGAUUACAUUUUUGUCAACUGUCACUCACGUAUGCAUUUGUGUGACAGUGACAUUUACUCAUUCUCAUUUACAAUUUGUACUGCAUUUUUUAUUCACUAUAUACGAUUUUAUAUACACAAUCUUAACUAAAAUCAAAUUGAACUUAUAUCUACAUCCGAUGUUGUUCAGUAAACAUUUUCUUAUAUAGUUAAAUGUCAUGGAUAGUAAUAAAAAAUAUGGUCUCAUUUUAUCAGAAAAAUCUAAAAAAAUUAAACAACCUACCUUUCAGGCUACUCGUAAUGUUUUUGGUAAUGACACAGAUUCUGACGAUGAACCUAAGAAAAAACUAGUUCUUCUAAGACCGAGUGAUAACAUUAAUAGACAGAGUAAAAUAUCACAAGAAAAGGCUAUAAAUGAGGAUCCUACUGUGUACCAGUAUGAUGAAAUAUAUGACUCUAUGAUAAGUAAAAAGGAGGAGAAAAAAGAAAAGAGUAAAGAACAAAAGAAACCAAAAUAUAUAGAAAAUUUGAUGAAAGCUGCAAACAAGAGAAAGAUUGAAAAUGAACGGCGAUUAGAGAGACAAAUACAAAAAGAAAGAGAAAAAGAGGGAGAUGAGUUUGCAGAUAAGGAAGUUUUUGUGACUUCUGCUUAUAAACAGAAAUUAGAAGAAUUGAGAAAGGAGGAAGAAAAAGAGAAAUAUGAAGAAUAUUUGGAGAGUAUUGGAGAUGUAACUAAACAAAAAGAUCUAGGUGGUUUCUAUCGGCAUUUGUAUGAACAAAAAUUAGGAACUGAUAAACCAGAGAAUAAAGAUCAAAAGAUACAAAGUAGUGAAGAGGCUGAAGUUGAAAAAUCUGAAAAGGCCAGCAAUAUUGAUAAAACACAAUUAAGUAAAAAAAGGAAUUACAGAAAAAGAAAGUCAUCAGAUCACAAAAAUAUGUCUGAAGGUGAAAUUGAUGAUUCUGACGACGAAAUUAAUAGAUGUAAUCUAGAAGAAAUUAGAAAGUCAAAGAAAUCUAAACAAGUUGAUGCAAAUAUUGAUGCAGAUUCAGACUUUUCUAUUGAUGAUGAUUCAAGUGAUGAAGAAAAUGAUAAAAGUAAAAAAGAUGAUGAAGAAAAACCUCUAAAUAAAAAAGACACUAUUAAACAAGAUACCUCUUCAGAACAGGAAGUAAAACCUGUAAAGAGUGAUGAGAAGAAUGAACAAGUUAAGAAUACACUUGAUGUACCGGUUGUUAAGAAAAUCGAUAUAUGGAAAAAGCGUACUGUUGGAGAAGUGUUUGAACAAGCUCUCAAAAGAUAUUAUGAAAGAAAAGCUAAUAGGGGAUUUUAGUAUGUUGAUGAAAUAAAAAUCAUAAUUUACUUAAGUAGUAUCAUUUUCUUUAGUAAUUCAAUUAUGUUACUACAUAA